AUGCAAGUCGGGGCAGUGAAUGACCUGGUUGCUGUUGUCAUCCAAGGCCAGAGAAGUGAUGAGAAGUCUGUGUGUGAGAAAUGGUUUAUUAAUAUAUCUGUUUUAUUUCAGGAGGAUGUGGAAACAGGAGUCCACCUUGAUCCUGCUAUCAAGGAAGUUCAGUACAACCCCACUUAUGACACCAUGUUUGCACCUGAGUUUGGACCAGAGAACCCAUUUAGGACACAGCAAAUGGCUGCACCUAGAAAUAUGCUUUCUGGAUAUGCAGAACCAGCUCACAUCAAUGAUUUCAUGUUUGAGCAACAAAGAAGAACAUUUGCAACCUAUGGCUAUGCAUUAGAUCCCUCCAUAGAUAACCCUGAAGUUGCUACCAAAUAUAUUGGCUCUGUAGAAGAAGCUGAGAAAAAUCAAGGUUUAACUGUGUUUGAAACAGGACAAAAGAAAAUUGAAAAAAGGAAGAAAUUCAAGGAGAACGAUGCAUCUAACAUUGAUGGGUUUCUGGGACCAUGGGCAAAGUAUGUUGAUGAAAAAGAAGUAGCCAAACCAUCUGAGGAAGAACAGAAGGAGCUGGAUGAAAUAACAGCCAAGAGGCAGAAGAGAGGAAAGCUGGAAGAUGAUAAACCUGGAGAGGAGAAGACUAUAUUACAUGUUAAGGAAAUGUAUGACUAUCAGGGGAGAUCUUAUCUUCACGUCCCUCAAGAUGUUGGGGUUAAUCUCCGUUCGACGGUACCACCUGAGAAGUGCUACCUUCCAAAGAAACAAAUCCAUGUGUGGUCUGGACAUACCAAGGGUGUCAGUGCAGUUAGAUUGUUUCCCCUCUCUGGGCAUUUGCUGUUGUCUUGCUCUAUGGACUGCAAAAUUAAGCUGUGGGAAGUAUAUGGUGAUCGAAGAUGUCUGCGAACAUUUAUUGGACAUGGCAAGGCUGUUCGAGACAUCUGUUUCAACAACGCCGGCACCCGCUUCCUCAGUGCUGCCUAUGACAGGUACCUGAAACUCUGGGACACUGAAACAGGACAAUGCAUUUCCAGGUUCACAAACAGGAAGGUUCCUUAUUGUGUCAAGUUCAACCCCGAUGAAGAUAAACAAAAUCUCUUUGUUGCUGGCAUGUCAGAUAAGAAGAUUGUACAGUGGGAUAUCCGAAGCGGUGAGAUUGUGCAGGAAUACGACAGGCAUUUGGGAGCUGUCAACACCAUUGUGUUUGUGGAUGAAAACAGGAGGUUUGUGAGCACAUCUGAUGACAAGAGCUUAAGAGUCUGGGAAUGGGACAUUCCUGUAGACUUCAAGUACAUUGCUGAGCCAAGUAUGCACUCGAUGCCAGCCGUGACUCUGUCUCCAAAUGGGAAGUGGUUGGCCUGCCAGUCGAUGGAUAACCAGAUCCUGAUCUUUGGAGCUCAGAACAGGUUCAGGUUAAACAAGAAGAAAAUUUUCAAAGGUCACAUGGUAGCUGGCUAUGCUUGCCAAGUGGAUUUUUCACCUGACAUGAGCUACGUGAUAUCUGGAGACGCCGACGGGAAGCUGAACAUCUGGGACUGGAAGACAACAAAACUCUACAGCAGAUUAAAAGCACAUGACAAAGUCUGUAUUGGUGCAGUGUGGCAUCCACAUGAAACCUCCAAAGUCAUCACCUGUGGCUGGGAUGGUCUUAUUAAACUGUGGGACUAAAGAGGAUG
This is a messenger RNA of Chaetura pelagica (chimney swift), 1670 nucleotides long. RefSeq names its product cell division cycle 40 (gene CDC40). Gene Ontology annotation, molecular function: protein binding; mRNA binding. NCBI's taxonomy places the organism in Eukaryota, Metazoa, Chordata, Aves, Apodiformes, Apodidae. Gene Ontology annotation, cellular component: catalytic step 2 spliceosome. The coding region runs from base 1 to 1662 and encodes 553 amino acids. The transcript is spliced from 15 exons. The record is from RefSeq and is a predicted model, not a curated record. Gene Ontology annotation, biological process: mRNA splicing, via spliceosome.